AUGUGGCCUCUACAUUUCUCAUUCAUGAAAUACAGCAACAGAUUUCCCACGAGUUUCCUUGGCCUUGCUCUCAUGCUGCUCCUCCUCUUCUUGGCAUCUCCGACGAGUUCUUGCACCGAGCAGGAGAGUAACUCCCUCCUGCACUUCCUCGCAGGGCUCUCGCAGGACAGUGGCCUCACGAAGUCAUGGCAGAAUGGUACAGAUUGUUGCACUUGGGAAGGGAUCACCUGCAGUCCAGACAGGAUGGUCACUGAUGUCUUCUUGGCAUCUAGGAACCUUGAGGGGGGAAUCUCACCAUUCCUUAGCAAUCUCAGUGGUCUACUGAGGCUCAACCUAUCCUACAAUUCGCUGUCCGGUGUCCUACCAUUGGAAUUGGUGUCAUCCAGUACCAUCAUCGUCCUUGAUGUCAGCUUCAACCAACUCAAUGGAGGCCUGCAAGAGCUGCAAUCUUCAACCCCACUCCGGCCUCUCCAGGUACUGAACAUCUCGAGCAACUUGUUUUCUGGGUGGUUUCCAUCCACCACAUGGGAGGUGAUGAAGAGUCUGGUUGCGCUAAAUGUGAGCAACAACAGCUUCACUGGGCAGAUACCAGCUACCUUUUGUGUCAGUGUCCCAUCCAUUGCUGUGCUUGAACUCAGCUACAACCAAAUCAGUGGAAGUAUCCCUCCAGGGCUCAGUAAUUGCUCCAAGCUGACAUCUCUAAGUGCUGGGAACAACCGCCUCAGUGGGACUCUUCCAGAUGACCUUCUCCAUAUUGCCUUGUUGGAACACCUCUCUUUUCCAAAUAAUCAGUUGGAAGGAUCAAUCGGUGAUGUCAGCAAGCUAAAAAAUCUGGUAACCCUUAAUCUUCAAGGGAAUGAGUUCAAUGGCGAUAUACCAGAUUCUAUAGGUGAGCUUACGAGACUGGAAGAGAUUUGUUUGGGCAACAACAACAUGUCUGGGGAACUCCCAUCAACUCUGAGCAACUGCACAAAUCUCAUAACUAUUGACCUAAAGAGCAACAGUUUCAGCGGAGAACUCACCAAGGUCAAUUUCUCCAACUUACCCGAUCUAAAAACCAUAGAUCUUAUGGGAAACAAAUUCAAUGGAACAAUUCCAGAAAGCAUCUACUCGUGCAAUAAUCUAACUGCACUGCGACUAUCCUCCAAUAGGUUCCAUAGCCAUUUAUCAGAAAAAAUCAGCAAUUUAAUGUCCCUCUCAUUCCUAUCACUUGUUGACAUCUCCCUUACAAAUAUCACAAGCGCAUUCCAGAUCCUUAAGAGUUGCAGGAACCUGACCACCUUGCUAAUUGGACUCAACUUCAAGCACGAAGUCAUGCCACAGUAUGAUAGAAUUAAUGGUUUUGAGAAUCUUCAGGUUUUUUCCGUAAGUGGUUGUUCUUUGUCUGGAAAAAUACCUCCUUGGUUAUCGAAGCUCAAAAGUUUGGAGGUGUUAUCUUUAUCCAACAAUCAAUUGUCCGGAUCAAUACCUGACUGGAUAAGGAACCUAAACUCCCUCUUCUAUAUAGAUUUGUCAAACAACAGCUUCACAGGCGAAAUUCCGACAGCCCUAAUGGAUAUGCCAAUGCUAAAAACAGGCAGCGUUACACCAGAGGUCUUUGAGCUGCUUGUUUAUAAGCUUUAUACACCUCAAUCACUUCAAUACCGCAUGCCUAGUGCUUUUCCUAAAGUGCUGAAACUAGGCAAUAAUAACUUCACUGGUGAGAUCCCCAAAGAGAUUGGUCAGUUGGAAGGGCUCCAUUCACUUGAUUUGAGCUUCAACAAAUUAACUGGAGAGAUCCCAGAGUCUAUUUGCAACAUCACAAACUUGCAGGUGCUCGACUUAUCAAGUAAUGAUUUGACUGGUACAAUUCCAGCUGCACUGAACAACCUGCAUUUCCUGUCUCAAUUCAAUGUUUCUAAUAAUGACCUAGAAGGGAUUAUUACAACUGCAGGCCAGCUUGGCACUUUUCCAAGUUCAAGCUUUGAUGGCAACCCGAAAUUGUGUGGGCCCAUGAUUGUAAAUCAUUGUGGUUCAGCUGAAACACCACAGGUCUCAAAGAAACAACACAACAAAAAGGCCAUCUUUGUCCUAGCAUUUGGUGUAUCUUUUGGAGGUAUUUCCAUCAUGUUCUUGCUAGCUUGCCUCCUUUUGUUGUUCAGGAGAACAAGUUUCAUGGCUAGAAAUAGGAGCGACAAAAAGGAUGCCAUAGAAGCAAUUCCAACCAACUUUAACUCAGAGCAAUCAAUGGUGAUUGUUCCACAACGCAAGGGAGAGCAAAAUAAGCUCAUAUUCACUGAUCUUGUGAAGGGUACAAAUAACUUUGACAGUGAGAAUAUAAUAGGAUGUGGAGGUUAUGGGCUUGUAUACAAGGCUGAGCUGCCCGAUGGCUCCAAGGUUGCAAUCAAGAAGCUCAAUAGUGAAAUGCGCCUGAUGGAUAGGGAAUUCAGUGCAGAGGUUGAGGCGCUCUCCAUGGCACAGCAUGACCAUCUAGUGCCACUCUGGGGUUACUGCAUAAAGGGAAACUCAAGGUUCCUCAUAUAUUCCUACAUGGAGAAUGGCAGCCUGGAUGAUUGGCUUCACAACAGGGAUGAUGAUGCCAGCACAUUUCUAGACUGGCCAAUGAGGCUAAAGAUCGCACAAGGAGCAGGCCAGGGUCUAUCACACAUCCAUAAUGUCUGCAAGCCUCACAUUGUCCACCGUGACAUCAAAUCCAGUAACAUCCUGCUGGAUAAAGACUUCAAAGCCUAUCUAGCAGACUUUGGGCUAGCCAGAUUGAUCCUUCCCAAUAAAACUCAUGUUACGACCGAAUUGGUUGGCACUCUUGGUUACAUCCCCCCUGAGUACUGUCAAGGUUGGGUGGCCACUCUUAGAGGUGAUAUGUACAGUUUUGGGGUAGUGCUGCUAGAACUGCUCACAGGCCAGCGUCCUGUUCCAAUCUCAUAUAAAUCCAAAGAACUCGUCCAGUGGGUGCAUGAUAUGAGAUCCCAAGGAAAGAAGAUCGAAGUCCUGGAUCCGGCACUCCGGGGCACAGGGUAUGAAGAGCAAAUGUUGAAGGUGCUUGAAGCUGCUUGCAAGUGCGUGAACCAUAAUCCUAGCAUGAGGCCAACUAUACAGGAAGUGAUCUCUUGCCUGGACAGCAUAGAUGCCAACCUAAGGAUGCAAAAUUCAAUCAGCAUAGAGUAA
Messenger RNA from Miscanthus lutarioriparius, 3165 nucleotides. NCBI's taxonomy places the organism in Eukaryota, Viridiplantae, Streptophyta, Magnoliopsida, Poales, Poaceae. The record is from the annotation of a GenBank genome assembly.